Venustampulla echinocandica is the source of this 1218-nucleotide messenger RNA. RefSeq lists its product as uncharacterized. Gene Ontology annotation, molecular function: FAD binding. Lineage: Eukaryota; Fungi; Ascomycota; Leotiomycetes; Helotiales; Pleuroascaceae. The coding region runs from base 1 to 1218 and encodes 405 amino acids. The record is from RefSeq and is a predicted model, not a curated record. The transcript has 8 exons. Gene Ontology annotation, biological process: secondary metabolite biosynthetic process.
AUGGCUCAACUACGAGUCGCAAUUAUUGGCGCUGGACCUGCCGGCUUAGGUGCUGCCAUUGAAUUUUCCAAGCUGCCGUUCGUGGACUGGAAGCUAUAUGAGCAGGCUACAGUCCUUCGUGAGAUUGGGGCAGGUAUAAGCAUUCAGCCAAGCACCUGGCGGCUGCUGGAACAUUUGGGGGCAGCUGCAAACUUGCAACCGGCAGACUUUUAUCGCCCCCCUGAUAACCAUUAUGUCCAGCAUCGGAAUGGAAGAACGGGAGAACUACUAGUUUCGCAUGGCCAGGAAGCAUUUCCUGAGGUCUCUUCAGGCGUUCCUAAAACCCAGCUACAUGCGCGGACUCAUCGAGCAAAGCUUCAACAGGCGUUAAUUGAUGAAGUUGAUCAAAGCCGUGUUAGGCUUUCCAGUCGGCUGGUCAGCGUUGUGAAGAAGCCUUCCGGAAAACUUCUUAUUGAAUUUCAAGACGGCUUCAAAGACGAGGUUGAUCUUGUCGUUGGAGCCGACGGGGUUAGAUCAGUAGUGAGGAAUUUCGCAUUUCCUGACCACCAGGUGGGAUAUAUUGGGCGCACGUCAUACCGCACAAUUGUCACCUCAGACGAGAUUGCAACUGUGGCUGGCGUGCCCGACGCUGUGACUUUCUGGCACGGCCCGCAUGCGUGGCUCUAUACUUGUAGUCUCGGGGAUGGAAAAUUUGAGAUCACGACCAACACUCGCGAACCGGCAAGUCUGAAGGAGAAAGACUUCGCUCCGGUUGUUAAGUCUAUUGUUGCUCUUCCUAAAGAAAUAAAACAGUAUGCCCUUUUUGCAGGGCCAAGAUUGGACAAUAUCAUCGCACAUGGUUCUGUAGUACUGGUCGGCGACGCUUCACAUCGUGCUGGGGCAGGCUUUGCAUUAGAAGACGUAUAUGUGCUUGCACGAGGAAUUGCCUGGGCGCACGAGCAGAAUCUAUCUUUACAGGAGGGUAUAGAGCUAUUUGACCAAGUUAGGGGACCUUAUUAUCGAAAGUUGUAUAGAAUUUUAGAUCAGUUUGCAGACGCCGACGCGCAUAUUUCGGCAUCUAACUUUGGUUUCGACGACACGGUUCAGGCCACGGUCGACAGUAAAUGGAGUAAGAAAUACAAUUGGAUAGCAGAAUACGAUAUCCAGAAGGUUCUAAAAGAAGUUCUUAAUAGUAAAGGAUCUUAUUGCUCUAAAAUAAAUCAGAGUCCUAGAUUAUAA